This is a messenger RNA of Ilex paraguariensis (yerba mate), 1170 nucleotides long. The record is from the annotation of a GenBank genome assembly. NCBI's taxonomy places the organism in Eukaryota, Viridiplantae, Streptophyta, Magnoliopsida, Aquifoliales, Aquifoliaceae.
UCACACAUACACCUAUAUUAUAGAGAGAGAGAGAAAGGGUAAUGGAUGAUCGGCCACAAGUUUUAGAUUAUAAAAAACAGCAGAAGAAUUAGUUUCAACUUAAGAGCCAAGUUUGAUACAUACAUAGCCAGAAAGAGAACAGCAGCUGCUUGAGGGAGGUAAUGGAAGAUCGCCCACCCGGUUUUAGAUUCUACCCAACAGAAGACGAAUUGGUUUCGUUUUAUCUGCAUAACAAGCUAGAAGGAAGGAGACAAGAUCUCCACCGGGUUAUACCUGUUGUCGAUAUCUACGACUACAACCCAUGGGACCUCCCACAAUUUGCAGGAGAGCUUUGUCAAGGAGACACUGAGCAGUGGUUCUUCUUCAUCCCUAGACAAGAGAAAGAGACCCGUGGAGGAAGACCGAAUAGGCUCACGGCUUUCGGAUACUGGAAAGCUACUGGAUCUCCGGGGUCUGUUUUCUCCGAUAAUAAUCGAAUAAUUGGAAUGAAGAAAACAAUGGUUUUCUACACAGGAAGAGCUCCAAGUGGAAAGAAGACUGAAUGGAAGAUGAAUGAGUAUAAAGCCAUUAAAGGAGAAGCACCUUCAUCAACUAGUACAACUCCUAAGUUAAGACAAGAAUUCAGUUUGUGUCGAAUCUACUUAAAAUCCAAAUCUUUACGAGCAUUUGACAGACGACCCACAAGAGUGACGAGAAUUGAAGCUUCAGGUCACGAACUUCGUCGUGGCAAUGAGGCAACACCAUCAUCGCUUCAAAACCAACCAAUGAGGGAGAGAACAAGCUCACCGGAUAGCCCAUCUUCAGGAGACCAUGCCAAUCCAUCACAAAAUAUCGAAAAAGAUAGUUGGGAUGUGCCUGCUGAUAAUGAUCCCAUUUGGGAUUUGGAACAGUUCAAUUGGUUUGACUGAAGAAAAACAGAAUUGGAUAGGAUCUACAACUAAAAUGGGCAAGCAACCAACAAUGGUGAGACUAUCAUCAAAAUUUAAUAAAGACAGCUAACAACUUAGUAAUGGUAAACAAAUGUCCCCUUAAACACAACAACAAACAAGUUUAAAUCGGCUUACAUACAUUCGCUUACUUGCGUUGUUUCCCCUCAAAUUAUCCUAGUCAAUCCAAUCUUAUUUGUCUGGAGAUGGAGUCAUCUUGCUUGGUAAGAAGCUUUUAUGUGUA